This is a messenger RNA of Schistosoma turkestanicum, 4954 nucleotides long. Lineage: Eukaryota; Metazoa; Platyhelminthes; Trematoda; Strigeidida; Schistosomatidae. The record is from the annotation of a GenBank genome assembly.
CGCGGAUUUCGUGUACUUACUACUCGCAAGUCGUCACAGAUAAUGUUUUAUUUAAACAUUCUGAGCAGUUCAGAAAAUGAAUAACUUAUUCGUUUUACUUCUGUCUGGUUGGAUAUAAAUUAUUAUUAUUCAAUAUAUUAGCUAACCAUUCACAUGCCUACUCCACAUAUGUCAAGGGCAACAUCAGGACCAUCUCCUGGAUAUACCGCAGGUGAUGAAAUUUGUGAUGUAUCUUGUCCGAUUGACUGGGAUACAAAUGUAGUGAAUUUUAUUUCAACUUGCUUGCAUCCUGGUCUAGUCCGACGAACUUCAUCGAGUACUACGUAUGGUCUCGAUAAACCAAAUCACUUUAGACGUCAGCACCGUCGAAAUCUGUCUACAGCUACAACCGUUGGAUUUGGUCGUUAUCCUGAUCAUCAAAUCGCUAGUCGAAUUCCAUAUUCCAAUGCUCUCAAUCAUCCAAAUGAUCAUCAAGCCUCUCCAUCAUAUUAUUCUAAACGUAUUUUGGGCCAUGCACGCAAUAUCAGUGAUCCUACGUCUGGUUGGGAUUUCCGUAUUGUCACAAAACCUCUUAUUCUUGACCAGUUAACUGAAAGACCAUCUUAUAAUUGGGAUGAUUCUGUCGAACAAAACCUAGUUGUGUCAGGUGAACAUAAAAUUCCAGCUACUUCACUCAUUCCUGAAACUAAACCCGAAGCUUAUCCCUGUUUAACACCUCCGCGUUUAUCUGAUGAUGCUACAUUGGAAAAAUCGUUUGUAUGUACUCGUGAUACAGAAACUCACAUGACAACAAUUGUAAAGAAUGAUGACACGGCUUGUUUAUGCCCUUGUCUACAAACAUGUGCUAGUCCGCGUGUUGUGUUAGUCGGAUUAUGUCUAACUAUGUUUAUGCAAACUAUGGUUGUAUCUGGUUUAAUGAGUAGUAUGUUCACUACACUGGAAAGAAGAUUUAAUUUAACUAGCCGACAAAUUGGCUAUAUGAUUAGCGUUUAUGAAGUAGCCGGCGUCAUAACCACAGUGAUUGUUAGCUUUAUUAGUGGGCAAAAGCAUAAUCGAUUACGUUUCAUUGGUUUGGCGACAUUGAUCUUGGCUCUUGGGUUCGGAUUAUUUACAUUGCCUCACUUUUUAGCCGGUCCCUAUAGACCAAAUCUACUGACUACUGGUGAUAAUAAUACUGCUAUUAGUAUUAGUACUGACGAUAUGCUCAUGCAUUCCUCUCUGUCAUCUGCCUUUCCUAUCGAUCAAGAUUCAGAAAAUUCGAUUCAGUUGGAUGGACCACUGUGUAUUGAUCAGUCUCGACAUACGGUUGCACAAAAUGUUGUUAUCACUCCAUUUAAUAAUCAAAUUAAUGUUAGUGAUCCAAUUAUUCGUGCUGCUUCACUUACUACCACCGAUAAAUUUAAUAAUAAUAAUAAUAAUAAUAAUAAUGAAUCAUUGAGUACAGGAUUUAUAGACAGUAAUGCUAUUGUCCAAUCUGUUCUCUUUCCAACUUUUUGUAUUGCAAUGCUGUUAGCCGGAAUCGGGGCUAGUCCUUUGUAUGUUUUAGCUCCAACUUAUUUAUGGGAUAAUUUAACAGAUCGCCAGUAUCCAAUAUAUGCAGCUUUAUUCUAUAGUGCUGGUGGGCUGGGUCCUGCAUUUGGUUUCCUUGCUGGUGCAGGUUUCUUAAGUAUUUACAUUGAUUCACCAUUUAUGCUGCCUGAAACUGGUUUAGAUCGUAAUAAUCCAUUAUGGCUUGGUGCUUGGUGGCUUGGUAUGCUUGUUUGUGCUGUAUUGACUUUUUUCGUUGCAUUACCUGUGAUAUGUUUACCUAAACAACUUACAGUUAUUAAAAACAAUGAUAACAAUACAAUUUCAAAUGAUGAAAUGGAAGAUAACGAUAAGACCAAUUGUUCUUCGACAAUUCAACAUAAUAAUUAUAAUAUUUACAAUCAAAAUACAAAUGACAACAAUAAUGUAAAUUUAUCUUAUAUAAAAUCAUCAGACAAUUUGCCUAAUUUAAAUAAACAAUUUAACCAGCCACCACCAUUGACUGUAACCACAACUAUUACUGGUCCAGUUGUUAAUACUGUGACAGAUGUUAAAACAUCAACAUCAAGUCACUUGAUCGAUAUAACAUCAUCAACAUCAUCAUCAUCAAAUAAUCGCAUUGUUCAAUAUCCAAGUCUAGAAGAGUUUAAACAACAACGAAAUAAUGUUGAUUUAUGCAAGACAACAACUCAAUCUUCUUCUAUUCCUCCUCUUCAUGAAUCACCAUCUCCUUACAUCAGUCAUUCAGUAGUAGUUAAUGGUGAUGGGACCACUGUGACCGCUACAAAUGCACACCUUUAUUCUUCACAGUCAAAUACUAGUGGUGGUCAUUAUGAUGCAUCGAAUUGUAAUACUUUUAAAGUAGUCAAUAGUAGUAUAGUUGGUGAUGGUCAACAAACUGGCAAUUUAGAAAACUCCAUAAAAACAUCCUUGAAUAAUAAUAAUAAUAAUAAUCCAUUUUGUGAAAAUCAAACUAAAAUCAAAUCAAAAAUAAAAGCUUCAUAUCUUGUUGUACGUCGUGUAUUAACAAAUCCUAUCUGGUUAGGUGUAACGCUGAGUACUGUUGUGGAACAAUCAAUUGUUGCGGCAUUUUUAACAUUCGCUGCUAAAUACAUACAAAUUUUAUUUCAUAUACCAGCUUAUCUAGCUAGUAUUCAUACUGGUGCUGUGAUAGUUCCAAGUUCAUUAUUAGGCGUUCUAUCUGGUGCUUUAUUAAUGCGUCAUUUUCGACCAACAUUACAUCGUACUUUAUCUGGUUUAUGUAUUAUGAUAGCGUUAACUGUCAUAACAAGUAUCAGUCUAAUGUCAAUUGGUUGUCAUUCUAGUCGAGUAGCAGGUAUAACAGCUACAUAUAAUGGAGAAAAUUGGCCUUGGAAAAAUGGUCCAGGUUUUUUAAUACCACCAAAUUUAACAGCACCAUGUAAUCAAUUUUGUUAUUCUUCUACUGAUCGUUUAAAAAAAAUUGGUCAUUCUCAUUAUUCACAACGUUAUGAAUCACAAUGUUCAAUUACACAUUAUAAUCCUGUUUGUUGGACUGCUAUAACUACUACUACUGCUGCUCGUAGUAGAAGUUCUAAUGGUAAAAAAAAGACAAAUAAUCAAAUGACAUGUCAUAGUAGUGUUGUUGGUAGUAACGUUAAUGAUCCUGGUAGUUCAAAUGUUAAUGAUAAUGAUGAUGAUGACUGUGAUGAUAUUGAAUCAUUAACUUUUUUCAAUCCUUGUUUUGCUGGAUGCAGAACACGUGUUUUAGAAGCUGGAGUUGUAAAGAAAUAUUCUGAUUGUCAAUGUGUAACUCCGUCCGCACUUAAUCCAUCUGGUCUACUCUCAUCAAUAUCAUCAUCUUAUUCAUCAGCAUCACAGCCAUUGCCAUCAUCAACAAUGGGAAUAAAUAAUGAAUUCUUAUUGGUCAAUAAUUCUGGUGAAGUUUACCCUGGUCGAUGUAAACUAAAAUGUACAUUGUAUGGUUUAUUUUUAGCCAUGUUAUUCUUACAUAUUCUUUGUACUGGUAUCUUACAAAAUCCAAGCAAUGUGAUUACAUUGAGUUGUGUUGCAUCAGAAGAUAGUUCCGUUGCACUUGGAUUACAAAUAUUCUUUGUCAAAAUAUUAGCCUAUAUACCAGCACCAAUAUAUUUCGGUCAAUUAUUCGAUUUAGCUUGUCAAUAUCGUUCGAAUCCUGUAGAUCAGUACUAUUCAUCUAUACCGAUAGAUAAUAAUGAAUUGUUAUUAGUGAAUAGAAAUAUAUCAUCACUUAUGUCAUUACCAACAACAACUGUAUUACCAUCUUUGCAAAAUUCAUCCAUCUCAACAUCGUCGGCAUCGUCACCGUCAAUAUUGUCACCAGUGUACUCGUCGUCUUCUGCAACAACUGCCAGUACAAUGUCUUUCGAUCAAAAGUAUGCCACAACAACAACAACAACAGCUGGUGGUGGAUGUUUAGAGUAUAAUUUAGAAGGUUUACCAUUUAUUUGGCUUGGUACUGUAUGUGCAUUGAAAAUAAUCAGCUUAAUUGGAUCAACUAUUACUUGGUGGUUAGCUAAACGUCAAUUCGAUCUGACGACAAAACACAAAGAACAACAACAACAGCAACAACACCAGCAAAACCUAGAAGAUGGUGAAACAAAGAAAGAAAUGGAAAUAUCAUUAAAUGAGAAAAUUAUCCCUGAUCCAAAUAGCAUAAUCAAUAAUCAUAAAAUUAAUAGUAAUAACAAUAAUAAUAAUAAUACUAAUUCAUCUGAAUUAAUGGACUCCAUGUUAAAUGGUCAUCAAUUACAAAUUGUGUAAAUGAACAAUAGUAAAUAUAAAAUCAAUCAUCUCUUUAUCCAAGAAGUCCCAGUGUGAUGAUGAUCACAUGUGUAUGUGUAUUGGCUUUUAUACUACUUUUUCUUAUCCGAUUCUUUACUCACUUGUAAUCUCUUCAUUGAUUUGACUUUCCUCUUAUUUAUUUAUGUAACAGUUUUUUUUUUCUUUUAAAAAAAAAUGAUUUCUUUUUAAUGUAGUAGUAGAGAGUUUUGAGAGCAACAAAAAUUCUAUUCAUGUAUAUAGUUUAAAAUUGCAAAAAACUGCUUGCAUUUUACUUUACUCUACUUGUUAAUCAUGAAUUGAUGAUGCAAUAAUAAUCACCGGCUAAAUUUUAUUUACGUUCAAUUGCCGACUAAAAUCAUAUAUUUGUCAAAUUUACACACAGACACACACACACACAUUGAAUCAAUCAUGUCAAUGUUUAUUUUUACUUUUAUGCUAUACUACUUACUAGAUGUUGUAUGUUUUGAACUCGUUGAAAAUUGUGUCUCCUGCGUGUGUUAUAUCCAAAAGCGUAGAAAAAUUAUUCCAUCCAGCUUUUUGAUUUGGGUUGCAUUAUGUAUAGUCACUCUUUCAUUCAAUGAAUUUGUAUGCUUAUUUGCAAUAAAAUAUGUAUUUUUCUUAGCAA